UAGAUGAGGAUGGUGGAUGUAUGGAUGAGGAUGGAAAGAUGAGGAAGGAUAGGUGAGGAUGGAUGGAUUAGGAUGGAAAAUAACAAUGGUAAGAUAUGAAUGGAAAGAUGAAGAAAGGGUUAAAGUUGGCCAUGUUCCCCACUGGCUGCCUGUACAUGGUGUACUGAGUACCCCGUUAGUGUCACAGACAUUACAGAUGUGAGAAGAUGCUCUUCCUUACGUAGGGGAUGUAGUGCUGAAGAGGAGCAUGAAAUUCAGGCCAGCUCUGAUAACUUUGCCAUUUGUCAGGCAUGUAGCCUGUUUCCAGUGCCAACCGUUAAUAAACCACGACUCCUGGGCCACUGUCACAGGGCAGGCAGCCGAGAGCUUAUACUUGAGACCCCCAGCACUGAUCCAUAUUAAGAUUAGCUUCUCUCCUUACAACAGUUCAUCAGCUGAUACAGACAAGGUGUUCACCACUGAAUCUGACAGAAAAGAUAAACUUCCACUACUAUCAGAAAAAAGCCUCCCACGAGACAUUAUCACAGUAUCUGACGCCGAGCAGUAAGAUGCCUUUGCCGGCGAUAAAAAGCAAUUUCCCGCCGAAAGUCUCCGUCUUGUUUGUCCUGCACCUUUAAAACAAUACGGCACAUGAAACGGGAGGCUAUCGGAGAACUAUAAUGAAGGCAAGACAAAAUGUCAGAGUUUAAUAGCGUCUGGCCUCUUGGCCGUAGGUGCCAUAUAAAGCGUGGUAAAGGAAGGCCACAGCAACACAGACUGUCGUGUGGAAUUUGCCGGCAAGAUGCAGACGCGGUAGCACAUGUCAGCUGAGGAGCCACAGAAGUGCUGCUGCACCGCCUCGUGACACUCUGGUUACCAUGGCAGCCCUUUGAGCUCCAGCAGUCGCGGUUCCCCGACUGAGGACACAGUGGGCUGGAAGCUGCACCCCAAUAAUGCUCUGCGCUCGCAACACGACCCGCUGUAGAGCUUUCCGAUCAGCUGCCAUAUUCACGCAAAUACAACAUGCUCUUCCCUCUGAUAAGAAAGGCAAAGUACAGAUGAUUCCAAAAAGCAACAGAAAUUCGUGUGUAUUGUUCCUGUUUGACUUGCCUUUGGUGGGCAGAGCCAACAAAUAGACCAAUGAUUGGACGAGGCAAAUGCUUAAAUAAUCAAUUUCUCCUCGAAGCUGUGUUACAUUCUGAAGCAGAGAUAAAGAAAAACAAAACUGGUCUCUCUCUGCUGGAUAGCAUUUUAUUAAUCAUGAGCGGAUGCCCUUAUUUUGGAGGCAAACAUAUAUCAUCGCAGAAGUUGAACCUAAAAGAGGAGGAUGACGACUCACAAAAGGGGGUGAACAAGGCCACCAAGGGCGGCGUGGUGUACGGGGACUAUUUACAACUGGAUAAAAUAAUGUCAGCACAAAUCCUGCAGAGCGAACUCGGGGGGAACAAGAUCCACGAUGAGCAUCUCUUCAUUGUCACCCACCAAGCUUAUGAACUCUGGUUCAAACAGAUUCUUUGGGAACUUGACUCAGUCAGAGAUAUUUUCAUUAGCGGUCAUGUCAGAGAUGAAAGGAAUAUGCUGAAGGUGGUGACUAGGAUGAACAGGAUAGUGAUGAUUUUCAGAUUGCUGGUCGAUCAGUUUGCGGUUCUGGAGACAAUGACAGCUCUGGACUUUUUCGAUUUCAGAGAGUACCUGUCACCUGCCUCUGGUUUCCAGAGCCUCCAGUUCAGACUUCUGGAGAACAAAAUAGGCGUUCCAGACAGCCAGAGGGUGCCCUACAACCGGAAUCACUACAGGGACCAUUUCCGGGGCAAGGAGAGCGAGAUGCUGCUCCGCUCUGAGCAGGAGCCCACACUGCUGCUGCUAGUGGAGAAAUGGCUGGAGAGAACCCCUGGCCUCGAAGACGAUGGGUUCAACUUCUGGGGCAAACUGCAGAAAAAUAUCGAAGAAGGACUGAGACUGGAGCAGGUGAAACUUGAGCAAAAACCAGAUUCGGAGGAAACAAAGGAGCAGAUGGCUGAACAUCAAAAGCAGGUGGAGAUCUUCAGGGCGUUGUUUGACCAAAGGCGGCAUGAGCACCUUUUAAGCAAAGGUGAACGAAGGCUGUCUUACAAGGCACUGCAGGGAGCGCUGAUGAUCUACUUUUACAGGGAAGAGCCUCGCUUCCAAGUCCCGUUCCAGCUUUUGACCUACCUGAUGGACAUCGACACUCUCAUGACGAAGUGGAGAUACAAUCACGUCUGCACAGUGCACAGGAUGAUUGGCAGCAAGGCUGGCACUGGAGGGUCGUCGGGGUAUCACUACUUACGCUCUACCAUCAGUGAUCGCUACAAGGUAUUCGUGGACCUUUUCAACUUGGCCACUUUCUUGGUACCCCGGGAAUGGGUGCCGAAGCUGAACCCAACAGUGCACACCUUUCUGUACACAGCAGAGUGCUGUGACAGCUCCUACUGCAGCAGCGAGGACUCUGACUAGGAGGUGGAAACACGCCCAAGCCAGAGCCUGUGUAUAUACCGUCAAUUAGUGAUGGACAAAAUAACACUUCAUGAACCAUUUGCUGUAUUUUCUGACCCCACUAGAUGGUGCUUUGGGGCAUGUGUCCUUUUUUGAACAGAGAGCACCAUCUAGUGGGUUAAAAAAAUACAGCAAAUGGUUCACGAAGUAUCAUUUUGCCCAUCACUACUGCCAAUACAGCCAGAAAAGCAGACAGCCUCUGACACUGUAAUUAAUGUAUAUACAAUCAGCAAAUACUUAAAUACAUAAUUAUCAUGUUUAUUUGGAAAUUACAGUCCUGGCUAUACUGAACAGGUAUUAAACUGUAAAUUAAUAUUGUAGGAAAAUAUUUCAAAACUUCUUAUUUAGUGUUGAUUACUUUAAAACAGCGUACACACUUUUUUCUUGGUAGAAUGCGUAUUUUAAUGUUUUCCCUUGUGUUUCAUCUAAUAUUUUAUGAUAUUAUUGAAGUUCAUAAAAAUACCUUUAGAAGAUUGCGGUUGUUUUUGUGCAUGAUUAAUCAGUUCCACAAAAUCUGUAGAAAAUAUGUCUUGAAUGCCGGUGCAUAUUGUCUGAAUGUAGAGUUUGUGGGACGGGAAACCUAUUGAAUGUGAUUGCUGCAAAUAAAUGAAAACAUUUACAUACUUCAUA
Molecule: messenger RNA, 3123 nt
Organism: Paramormyrops kingsleyae
Lineage: Eukaryota; Metazoa; Chordata; Actinopteri; Osteoglossiformes; Mormyridae
Source: RefSeq, a predicted model, not a curated record